Molecule: messenger RNA, 4449 nt
Organism: Botrytis fragariae
Lineage: Eukaryota; Fungi; Ascomycota; Leotiomycetes; Helotiales; Sclerotiniaceae
Exons: 3
Coding region: 1-4449 (1482 amino acids)
Biological process (GO): phospholipid translocation
Cellular component (GO): plasma membrane
Molecular function (GO): ATPase-coupled intramembrane lipid carrier activity; ATP hydrolysis activity; ATP binding
Source: RefSeq, a predicted model, not a curated record
AUGCCGGACGUCGACAUGUACGCAGAACCCGAGGAGGAUGCACCUGAGCCAGGGACGAGGCGAAUGAGAUGGGCCACACAAAGAGUGCCCCCCAAAGGUAGUGAUAAAAAGAGGACGUCGAUAAUGGAUCGAUUGCAUCCGCGUAAAUCGCAAAGUAGUGAGAAGAGAGACUCUGCCGGCGCAAGUUCAAUGGGAACGGAUCUUGACAGGAUACAAGAAGAACAAUCAAAUGAAGCUGCGGAGGAACAGGCGGAGGAUGACGAUAAUGACGGUCAAGGACCUAGAAAGGUUUUCUUUAAUCUUCCGUUGCCACGGGACGCGAUCGACGAGUCGGGUCACCCCUUGGUGCAUUAUAAACGAAACAAAAUCAGAACUGCAAAAUACACCCCUUUGAGUUUCAUACCGAAGAAUAUUUGGUUUCAAUUCCACAACAUCGCGAACGUGUAUUUCUUGUUUUUGAUCAUUCUCACCAUCUUUAGUAUCUUUGGUGCAUCUAAUCCAGGUCUCAACGCUGUUCCCUUGAUUGUUAUUGUCGCAAUUACAGCCAUCAAAGAUGGAAUCGAAGAUUAUCGCAGAACCAUUCUCGACAAUGAAUUGAAUAAUUCUCCUGUUCAUCGCCUUGUUGACUGGAACAACGUAAACGUCAGCGAUGAUGACAUUUCACUAUGGAGAAGAAUCAAAAAGGCUACUUCACGUUGGAUUGUAAGGACACUCAAGAAAAUGAAGAAAGACAAAAAGCUACCCGGAGAGACGUAUGCCCAACGUGCUAUGGAUGUGGACGAGCCUCGACCCUCUUUUGAGUCGAGAGCUGCGCGAGACGACAUUCAAAUGACACCAGUGCCCUCUCCCCUUCCACGAGAUGACGAGCUUGAUGUUCCCGAUCGCCCAACGACGGCUUUCUCUUACGAUGCCAGCGGAAAAGCCCCUGCGGAGAAAAAUUUCGGAAGUUUGAUCAACCGCAACAAUGCAGUAACUGGAAAACCCAGAUUUCAUCAGGAUUAUUGGAAAAAUGUGCAAGUUGGAGAUUUUGUUCGUAUCUACAACGACGAUCAGAUCCCAGCAGAUAUUGUGAUUUUAUCUACCUCUGACCCCGAUGGAGCUUGCUAUGUUGAAACGAAAAAUUUGGAUGGAGAGACGAACUUAAAGGUACGACAUGCUCUUCGUAGUGGCCGAAGCAUUAAACACGCUCGCGAUUGUGAACGAACGGAGUUCACUAUUGACAGUGAAGCACCGCACCCUAAUCUUUACCAAUACAGCGGUGUGGCUCGUUGGACGCAAUACAAUGGAAAGGAUGGACCAGGCGAGGACAUGGUUGAGCCGAUCUCGAUUAACAACUUGCUUCUUCGUGGAUGCAAUCUCAGAAACACGGAUUGGAUUCUCGGAGUUGUUGUAUUUACUGGUUUUGAUACCAAGAUCAUGUUGAACUCUGGAAUCACUCCAAGUAAACGCUCACGUAUCGCCCGGGAACUCAAUUGGAAUGUCGUUUACAAUUUCAUUCUUCUGUUCACCAUUUGUUUCGCUUCUGGUCUUGUCGAAGGUAUCAUUUGGGGACAAGGCAAUAAUACCAUUGAUCUAUUCGAAUUUGGUUCCAUUGGUGGAACCCCGGCACUUGACGGUUUCAUCACUUUUUGGGCUGCUCUUAUUCUUUUCCAGAAUUUGGUACCAAUUUCAUUGUACAUCACGAUUGAAAUCAUCAAGACUUGCCAGGCAUUCUUCAUCUACAGCGACAGCGAAAUGUAUUACGACAAACUCGAUUAUCCUUGUACGCCUAAAUCGUGGAAUAUUUCUGAUGAUUUGGGACAGAUUGAGUAUAUCUUUUCCGACAAAACCGGAACUUUAACUCAGAACGUCAUGGAAUUCAAAAAGGCCAGCAUCAACGGAGUUCCCUACGGAGAAGCAUACACUGAAGCCCAGGCUGGUAUGCAAAAGCGUCAAGGUAUUGAUGUAGAAAAAGAAGGUGCAAGGGCUAAACAGCAGAUUGCUGCAGCGCGUGCUAAAAUGCUGGUCGAUGUUAGAAAACUUCAUGACAAUCCAUACCUUCACGAUGAUGAUCUGACUUUCAUUGCUCCUGAUUUCGUUACCGAUCUCGCUGGCGAAAGUGGUAAGGAGCAGCAAGACGCCAAUUAUCAAUUCAUGUUAGCUCUCGCUCUUUGUCACUCGGUUAUUUCAGAAACCACACCAGGAGAUCCUCCCAAGAUUGAAUUCAGAGCUCAGUCGCCUGAUGAAGCAGCAUUGGUUGCUACUGCCCGUGAUGUUGGUUUCACUGUUCUUGGAAACUCGCCAAAUGGUAUUUUGUUAAACGUUCAGGGCGAAGAUAGAGAAUAUAGGGUUCUAAACCAACUCGAAUUCAACUCGACCAGAAAGAGAAUGAGUGCCAUUAUCCGUAUGCCAGACAAUAGAAUCAUACUCUUCUGUAAAGGUGCAGACAGUAUAAUAUAUUCUCGCUUAAAGCGAGGAGAGCAAGCAGAGUUGCGUCGUACGACAGCGGAACACCUGGAGAUGUUUGCAAGAGAAGGUCUACGUACCCUUUGUAUCGCCCAAAGAGAGCUUGGUGAGCAAGAAUAUCAAGAUUGGAACCGCGAGCACGAGAUCGCGGCUGCUGCCAUCCAGGACCGUGAAGAUAAGCUGGAAGCAGUAUCAGAUGUGAUUGAACGCGAUCUCACCCUUCUUGGAGGUACAGCUAUCGAGGAUCGACUGCAAGAGGGUGUGCCUGAUACUAUUGCACUUCUCGCCGAAGCCGGUAUUAAGCUCUGGGUUCUUACUGGUGACAAAGUCGAGACGGCCAUUAACAUCGGAUUUUCAUGCAACUUACUCAACAAUGACAUGGAACUUAUUGUCUUCAAGAUUGAGGAUGAACAGGUUUCUACCGCUGAAGCAGAACUUGACAAGCACUUGGCAGCUUUCAAACUCACCGGUUCUGACGCGGAGCUCAAAGCCGCCAAGAAGAAUCACGAGCCACCGGCACCAACUCAUGCUAUUGUCAUUGAUGGCGACUCUCUCAAACUAGUUUUAGACGACUCAUUGCGACAAAAAUUCCUUCUCUUGUGUAAAGAAUGCAAGUCAGUUCUUUGUUGUCGAGUCAGUCCUGCUCAAAAAGCUGCAGUUGUGGCAAUGGUCAAGGGUGGCUUGGACGUUAUGACUUUGUCUAUUGGUGAUGGCGCAAAUGAUGUUGCUAUGAUCCAAGAGGCAGACGUUGGAGUUGGUAUUGCUGGUGAAGAGGGAAGACAAGCCGUGAUGUCUUCUGAUUAUGCUAUUGGUCAAUUCCGUUUCUUGCAGCGACUCGUCUUAGUCCAUGGACGAUGGUCAUAUCGCAGAUUGGGAGAAACCAUUGCCAACUUUUUCUACAAGAACGUCGUAUGGACUUUUACAAUUUUCUGGUACCAGAUAUUUGCCAACUUCGACAUGACAUAUCUUUACGAUUACACUUACAUUCUCUUGUUCAACUUGGCUUUCACAUCCGUGCCUGUUAUCUUCAUGGGUGUUUUGGAUCAAGACGUUUCAGACAAAGUCUCUCUUGCAGUUCCUCAACUCUAUAGACGAGGCAUUGAGCGAAAAGAAUGGACUCAAAAGAAGUUUUGGCUUUACAUGGCUGAUGGCUUGUAUCAAUCUGUCAUAAUUUUCUUCAUGGCAUAUUGCUUGUUCGACUCUGGCACUUUUGUUACUUCAAGCGGCCAAAACAUUGAUGACCGAGAGCGAUUUGGAGUUUACGUAGCACCUGCAGCCGUCGUCGCCAUUAACGUAUACAUCCUAAUUAAUACCUAUCGAUGGGACUGGCUCAUGGUCCUUCUUGUCUCCAUAAGUAUUCUCUUGGUUUGGUUCUGGACUGGCGUUUAUUCAUCUUUCACCUCGUCGGACUACUUUUACAAAGCCGCUGCCCAAAUUUUCGCACAAGCCACCUUCUGGGCAGUCACCUGUCUUUCGGUAGUCAUCGCCCUUUUACCACGAUUUGCUAUCAAGGCUGUGCAAAAGGUUUACUUCCCUUACGAUGUCGACAUCAUCCGCGAACAAGUUCGUCAAGGCAAGUUUGAUUAUCUUGAUAAGUCCGAUGAGCGCAUGGACGCAGUGUCCAAGGAUGGUUCAUCGGCAUCUUCUUCUGAGAUCACGAAGCCGAGUAAGCACAUCCACUAUCCGAGCAUUGAUGAAGACCAACGACCCAUUUACCCUCCUUCAGUUGCUCCGACGAACACCACGCACAAUCCUCGAAGUCAAAACGGUAGCGACGGAACAGACUUUACAAGACAUAGAGGUUCGAUGGACCAACUUGGUCCUCGGAUUUCUGUUGACAGGCCACGACCCUCCUUCGAUAGAUUGCGAACGUCGUGCGAUCGAGUUAGACCAAGUUUCGAGGCUAGUAACGACUUUACUUCGGCAGCCCUUUUAACACGCUUAGAAUCAAGUCAAUCAUUUGGGCCGUUAAGAAGUAGGAGGAACGAAGAAAUUUCACAAUGA